Messenger RNA from Zychaea mexicana, 303 nucleotides. RefSeq lists its product as uncharacterized. The record is from RefSeq and is a predicted model, not a curated record. The coding region runs from base 1 to 303 and encodes 100 amino acids. Gene Ontology annotation, cellular component: mitochondrial large ribosomal subunit. NCBI's taxonomy places the organism in Eukaryota, Fungi, Mucoromycota, Mucoromycetes, Mucorales, Lichtheimiaceae. The transcript is spliced from 3 exons. Gene Ontology annotation, molecular function: structural constituent of ribosome.
AUGUUGAUGCGCCAUAUUAAUGACAUUAAGGUGUCCUUGUCACCCUUCAACACUGCCUCCAAAGCAUCACGAUUAUUUUUAAAUCGCGUGAAUACCAACGAAGCACGUAAAUUGAAUCCAGCAUUGAAAAUCACAACAACUAUCUUGAGCGAUGCUCAGGCACCUUCGCGCAUUGACGUCGUAUACCGUGAUGGCAAAAAGCUCGGACUCGAUACGGAUAAGCUAAAGAUUGACAACAUUGUGGAACUUGUCAACAAGCAUGCGAAAAAACUAGAGGAAGUUGAACAAGCCAAUUCUUGGUAA